Molecule: messenger RNA, 498 nt
Organism: Macrosiphum euphorbiae (potato aphid)
Lineage: Eukaryota; Metazoa; Arthropoda; Insecta; Hemiptera; Aphididae
Source: the annotation of a GenBank genome assembly
AUGGAUACGGACGACUGCGAAAAGAAGAGUACGUAUACGGAUGACGAUAUUACUUCAACUAUAUCAACUGUAGAUUUAAAAAGAAAGUUUUCAAAUAUAUGUGACAUCGAAAACGAUCAAUGUCGAAUUUUGAGCGUUAUUUCAGACGACGUUUCCGAACCGCUCACGUGGGAACUUAAACGGGCGUUGAUAGGAGAAAACAUACAUUAUCCAGAGUGUAGUUAUCCGCCAAAUAGCAGACGGUCGGCACCGAGCAAAAAUCAACAAGUCAAACGAUUAUCGUUAUCUGAUUAUCUUUUGUCGUUAGACGAAUUUUCGACACAUUCCGUAAUAUGUUUAGACGGCGUAAACGGUUCUGGAAAGAGCACGAUCGCCAACAAUACAAAUCGAACUUAUAUAAAAACUAAUAUGAUAUGCCCCGAUUUGACCAGAGGUUCUGAUUAUAACUUUUAUAUUUUUCAUGCUUUUGAAUACCUUUUACUUCAAAUAAAUUAUUAA